UUCCUUCUCCGUCGUAUCCUUGUGGGAGGCGUUUUCCCGAAGACUGCACAAAAUCAUCCAGUGUUCCUUUACGCAUAAUUUGGAAAAUGUCUUGUUAAUGACUGUCUCCUUUGCGGCCACCAGCAGCACCAUACCAAAUCAAUGGCUUUAUUAGUCUUUAUUCCAUAUCGUUUAGGCACCGCUACUCUCGUCUUCACUUGCUGCAUGCUGAUAACUGGAUUGCACGCCAAUAGCAGCAGCAGCGGCAGCAGCAGCAGCAACGUGAUUGCUUCAUCCAAUCAACACGCUGGCAGCGGAAUGAUGGACACAUUUGCGUCGUCGGGAACAGCAGCAGCAGCUGGUCCUCGUUUCCAAAAUCAAUUGCCAUCAGACGUGACUUUUACUCCCGAUCGAGGAUUCACCAUCGAAUGUCCAGUUUGGGGACAACCUACACCCCAAAUCACUUGGCUCACAUCCAAAGAACGUUUAGGCAGCAGCGCGGCAGGCAGCGGCAUCUGGAAUCCAGUCGAAUCAUCUUCUACGUCUGCACCGUCAACUGCAACGUCAACUGCAACGACAAACAAUCUAAUCACGUUAUCACCGAAUGGCAGUUUGACUUUGCACACCUUCCGGCCGGAGCAGUUCCGACCAGACGUUCACGCUGCCACCUACAGGUGUUUGGCAGCCAAUUUCAUUGGUCGCAUCCUCUCCACUCCUGUGCGCGUCCGUGCAGUGAUUUUGCCGCCAUUCGAGGUCAACGUCGAGAAUCCUCGAGUUCGUCGUGGCAGUACGGCUGUUUUUCGUUGCUCUGUUCCUGAUUCUGUUCGUGAUUAUGUUACAGUCACUUCUUGGAUUCAAGACAAUCGAUACGACAUUUUUCUUACUUCCAGUCAAGAUGGACGUCACGUGAUGUUGGCCAAUGGCGACUUGCACGUUUUGUCUGCGCGUCAAGGCGACGAGAAUCAUUUGUAUCAUUGUCGAGUUCUCGUCCAGCCCAACGGGCAAACAAUGACCAGUUCCACUGCUGGACGAAUCAUCCUCAGUCAAGAAACCAUGACAAAGAUGGCACCAGUCAUUGUAGAAAGUGUGAAUCGAAUUCGAGUUUGGCGUGGACAAGAUGCCGUUUUACCUUGUGUUUUUCACGGAUAUCCUCCACCUAAAGUCAAAUGGUACAAAAGUCAAACGAUUCAGUAUGGCAAUUUGUUGUUGCCACUGGUGGCAUCAGCUGCCACGCAAGAGCAUCGUGGUGGAGUGCUGGGACUUGGGCGUCAUCGCCUCGUUGGUGGCACUUUACUCAUCGCUUCCGUCGUCGCCGAAGAUCAGGGCCGUUACAUUUGUUCCGUCAACAAUUCUAUGGGAUUAGUCGAAUCACGUACCGAACUCGUUUUUCGUGACAAAUUACAAGUCAGAAUCGUCGAAUCGUCGAACGUCGUCGUCGUCGCUGCCGCCGCAUCGGCUGCCCAGCACAUUCAAGUCGUCGAUGCAGAGACGUCCGUCACCAUCACGUGUCAUUUCUCCGGUAGUCCCAGGCCGGUUGUCAGUUGGCUGAAAGAUGGCCAGCGCUACUUGGUGGGCAAUAGUGGGCGUGUCUCUUCUUCAUCCGGCGACGACGGCUACACCGAUAUGGUCCAGUUAUCCAUUUCGUCCGUCCAACGUGAAGAUGAGGGAAUAUACCAAUGCCUGGCAUCCAAUGACGAAGGAGAUUGGGCCCAAGCAUCGGCCCAGCUGGCCAUUGGAGCAUUUCCUCCUCAUUUGAAAGAAACGUUCAGUCGGCAAGUUUUACAUCCGGGAAGUUCAGUCUCGUUGAAAUGUUUAGCCUCUGGCACUCCGCUGCCUCAUUUCACUUGGACGCUGGACGGGUUUCCGUUAUCGCCCGUUUCCGAACGAUAUUUCCUCGGCCAGCAGCAACAAACGGGUCACGACGAUCUUGUAGUGGCUCAUCUCAACAUAACCCACGUCCGAGUCGAAGACGGAGGCAAUUACAAAUGUGCAGCGGAGAAUCGAGUGGGUCGCGUAGAGCAUUCAGCCAAUUUGCAUAUUUACGGAGCUCCUUAUGUGAGACGGAUGAGUACAGUCGUCGGAGUUGGUGGCAAACGACUGGAAUUACCUUGCCCUGUCGCUGGUUAUCCCAUUGAGGCCAUCACGUGGGAAAAAGACGGGCGUCGUUUGCCGCUGAAUGGCCGUCAGCGACUUCAAUUCAAUGGCAGUUUGACGAUCGAUCCGUUGGAUAAGAGCAGCGACGCCGGUCUUUAUAGUUGCGAGGCGCGUGGCCAGAACGGACUCUCGGCUCGCCAGUCACUUCAACUCAACAUCCUCGACGCGCCUCAUAUAAUGGCAAUGAGCGAUUCGGCCGUGUUGAAUGCCGGCGAGCGAUUGGCUCUUCAAUGCGCCGUAGUUAAAGGUGGAUUGCCGUUGUCCGUCAGCUGGUCGAAAGAUGGCCAAGCGAUUGCUCCGACAACUGCAACGACUGGGCCAGCAACUGCAACGACGACGACUAGCGUCCGUUUGGUGAAUGAAUUCACAGCCACGUUGACGAUUGAAUCGUUGACUGGACAACAUGGUGGAUGGUACGUCUGCCGGGCAGCCAAUGAAGGCGGACGGGCAGAAUCAGCUGUUCACGUCGUCGUUCAGGCGGGCCCUCGAAUCACACCGUUCGGGAUGCCGUCACGCAACGUGAUGGUCAAUUCUCGAGUGCAGGUGUCGUGCGUCAUUGAAGAAGGCGAUCCUCCUUUCCACAUCCGUUGGUACCGUGAUGACAAGCCACUCGUCCAUCCCCAUCACCACCUUUCUUCUUCUUCGGCUUCGUCUCCGUCUCAGCAUCGUCCAGCCAAUCCAGUGGGAGUGGCUUCCUUGUCCAGUACCGAUCCGCCAAUCAGACUCGGCCCAUUAGGAGCCAUAGCCAAUGGAUUACGAUUGACUGAUUUCAAUUCUUAUUCCUCCAUUUUAACCAUCGACCAGGUGACGGUCAAUCACGGCGGCAACUACUCUUGUCGGGCAGAGAACGCCGCUGGCACGGCCGUACAUUCCACUUUACUUCACGUCAGCGUUCCGCCUUUUUGGGUCAAUCAACAACCACCCGCCGACACAGUGCAGACUGUCAGCGGCCACAGCGUCGAGCUGAAAUGUCACGUUCACGGCGUACCUACACCGCAAGUCAUUUGGUCUUUUACUAGAGAUAAAACGGCCGACAAGUACACGACGCUAUUCGCCAAUACUAAUCGAACUUUAUUGGCCAAUCAAAGUCUGGUUAUUAGUCCAGUCGAUGUGUCCGAUGCUGGUUACUAUCAGUGCGAGGCAUCCAAUGGAGUUGGAAAUAACAUCAACGCUCUUAUGGCUCUCCAGGUUCACGCUCCGCCGGAGGUGCAUUUAAAUCAAGAUUAUAUGGCAGUUAGACGUGGAUCACUAACUGGAACUGUACUGAAAUGCUCCAUCCGAGGCGAUCCACCGCUCAACAUCCAUUGGCGGAAGGACUCUGUCCCUUUGGAUCCUACCCAGUCUCGUGUAGUUACCAGAGCUCAACCGGCAACUGGGUCGCAUCCGUCGUCGUCGUCACUCCAUCCCACCUUGUUAACGAGCGAAUUGAGUGUCACCAACGCCGCAGUUGCGGAUGAAGGCCUUUACGAAUGUGCAGCUUCCAACAUGCACGGAGAGGACAGCGAUGCCGUUUUCCUUCAAGUGCAAGAUGUUCCGCAACCUCCGCUAGAUGUCAGAGUUGCCUCGGCUGCUGGGAGAAGGAUCCAAUUGGAAUGGAAACCUCCGGCCGCUGAUGGAGGCAAUCCUCUUCAAGAGUUUAUCAUUUUCUACCAAUCCCCAGGGGGAGAUGUGAGACAAGAACGGAUAAUGGCCAGUCAAUUUUCUGGUUCUAUCGGAAACCUCCAGCCGGCCACAGUCUAUCAAGUGUACAUGACGGCCUCCAACGCGUUGGGACAAAGUCAACCGAGUCUCGGCCUGACGGUCACGACGGACGAGGAGGCGCCAGAAGGCCCUCCGCUACAAGUCGGCGCCAGUUCAGUCCAUGCGCGUGGUUUCACACUCAGCUGGGCACCGCCGGCUCAUCAACUUCAACACGGAAUCAUCCAAAGCUAUUUGGUGACGAUCGAUUCCGGCCGGAUGCUUAAUCGAACGGUGUUGCCAUCGAGCAGCAACGAGUACACGAUGGCAGGCCUUCGACCCAACACCAAUUAUCACGCUUACGUGCAGGCAGUGAACAACCAGGGAAGUGGGCCAGCUAGUCCUUCCGUGUCGGUCAAGACAAGCGAGGCGCCGCCGGAAGAGCCGCCACUGAACGUGGCUUGCGUUUCGCUGAAUUCCCAAAGUCUUCAAAUCACUUGGCAACCCCCGCCGGCCGAUUAUCGCAACGGGCUAUUGCGAGGUUACAGGAUUUUUUACGAGCCGCUCAGCGAAUUGCUUUACCUUUCAUCGCCGGACCAGUCGGAUUUGCAAACUGGUUCAUCACAAACCACCACCGAGUUGACAGUUUUCCUUUCGGGCCUUCAGAAAUUUGCCAAUUACAGCAUUCAGGUAUUGGCUUUCACUGGGGCCGGUGAUGGAGUUAAAAGUCAGCCGUUGACUUGCACGACUGAGGAAGAUAUUCCGGAAAUGCCCACGCGAUUGAAAAUAGUCCAAAGUGGGCCGGAUAGUUUGACAAUCAGCUGGUUGCCGCACCCUCGUCCGACUAGCCGCGUCACCCACUUCACAGUUUACAGCAAAGAAAUCGAACGUGGCCAAGAUGUCAAUCCGCAAAAGUGGACGGCUGCCAACAGCGGCCCGUCUGCUGGUCGGCUGGAGAUCCGCAAUUUGAGGCCUCGACGGGCCGUCUUCUAUUUCCAGGCGGCGGCUGUUAGCAGCCAGGCGGGUGAAGGUCCGAGAAGUUCGACCGUCAGUUUCACUUUUAACCCGACCAAUAAAAUCGUCGCUGCCGUCGUGUCGAUCGGGUCCGGUUAUUUGGUGGCGCGCGGAUCGCGUCUGAUUCUGCCGUGCACGGCGCUAGGUGACACUCCGUUGCAGAUCAGUUGGUUGCAGGACGGGCGCCAACUCAGCGAUUGGCUCAACCUGAACCCGCUGAAGCUGGGCGAGCAAAUCCAACAGCCGUGGAUACAACAGCGACCCCACGAUCCAGACGACCCAGACGACCCAGACGACGAGAACGCAACAGCCGGACUGAUUCAAGUGUUGACGAAUGGAUCGUUAUCCAUCGGCCAGCUGAGCCACAACGGCGGAGGCAAUUACACGUGCCAGGCGCGCAAUCGUCACGGCCAGGAUCAGGUCGACUAUUGGCUGACUGUCGUCACGCCUCCGGCCGCACCUCAGCUCCGUUUCGCCGCAUCCAACUGGUCCUCCGUUACGCUUCAGUGGGCCAGCGGCAGUCCGUCGACCGAUCAAAGCAACCGGACAAGAGUUUCAGCGGCUCGCCAUUACGUCAUCAAAUAUCGACCGAGAGAGGCCGCGAGAUGGGCGCAGAUAAUGCUUCCGGCCACUUGGAGGUCGGUUCCCGUUGGAGAUCUCAACUGCGGCACCGAGUACGAAUUCGUUUUGGUGGCCUCCAGUCGCGUGGGAAACAGUUCGUCCAGCAACGUGGUGACGGCCAAGACCAAAGGAUCGCCGCCGGAAUAUUUAGCCGCCGACGCGCGCCAUUCCGAUUUGACUCUGACACCCACGUCGUGCACCGUCGAUCUAGUCCGUUGGCAGGACAGAGGUUGCCCCAUCCAGCAGUUCAUUUUUCGCUUCCGGCUGGCAACGGAUUCGGCUGGUGAGUGGAUUAUCGCUGGUGCCGAAUCGCCUCCGCAGCAAACGUUCCUCCUCGCGGGAUUGAUUCCAGGCCGAGACUAUGCCGUCCGCGUGACGGCUUUGAAUGCGGCCGGAUCUGCCCAACGCGAUUAUUCCGUUCGGACGCCUCCGCUGAUGGACUCUCACAGCAAGUCGGAUGUGCACGGCGGCAGUUUGGCGCCGCUCUUUUCCGAUCCCCGCGUGGCCGUCCCCAUGGCCGUGUCGUCGCUGGCCAUUGUGUUGACCAUCGUCACCCUUUUGCUGCGCUAUCGCUACCGAUCCGGCACCGACUACCUGCGCCCAGAUUCGCAUCCUCAAACGGUCGGCAAUGCCAACGUCCGGACGUAUGCCGAUGGUGGAGAUACGCCCGAAGACGGUAAUAGCAGCACGUUGUCGGCUUGUCAGAAGCGUCCGCCUCCGAUGGACUGCAGCGGGCGCUUGAGCGACUACGCACCGGAUCAAGUGUCUCCGUACGCCGUCUUUCCAAGUCUGACGUCGUCGGGAGGCAAAUCUCAGUUCUCGUCCAGUCGGCGGAUGAAAACGUUCGUUGUCGACGGAAGCAAAGAUUCGCUGUCGGUGGAGAUGAGCAAUUACGCUCCUCCAGCGCCAUCUAUGAUUAGGCGCAUGCACCAACAGCAAGCGGAGGAAGAGCCCAUGUACGAUUACAUCGCGCCGUGCGCAACAGCGAGCGGCCCGAAUCCGAGCGGGCCCAAUCCGAGCGGCAGAAGCAACAAGUUGACGAGUAAUCCGCAAUCGGUUUUCGUGCCCAUUAUUCCGGCACGGAGUACGUGGAAUCAGCAACAGCAAAUGUAUCGUCAGCAACACGGGCCUAAUCAGUCGUCUCCCCAUUAUCAUGGCGACUGGAACAACCAGGAAACUUUGGCACUCAGCCAGCGGCUCUAAGUGGAAAACUGUCUACCGCAUUUGUUACUUACUCGUUCGUACGUGUCCCUCCACCUGAAACUUGGCUGACAAUUUCAAUCGCUUUCUUAACAGGAAAGUUGUAACAAAACAAAGGAAAACUUGUGUGUUUGGCCAGUCUUUCAUGUUGACUGUUUCUUCUUGUUCAAGAUCUUGUUUUAUUAUUAUUAUUAUUAUUAUCAUUAUACAAUUACCAAAAAGAAAUGUUUGUUGGUAAAGUAUUCAAUUAAUAAACGAAUAGCAGAUGUUGAAAUAAACGAAAUUUGUUUUCGUU
Molecule: messenger RNA, 6940 nt
Organism: Daphnia magna
Lineage: Eukaryota; Metazoa; Arthropoda; Branchiopoda; Diplostraca; Daphniidae
Product: Down syndrome cell adhesion molecule-like protein Dscam2
Exons: 19
Coding region: 142-6648 (2168 amino acids)
Biological process (GO): cell-cell adhesion; axon guidance
Cellular component (GO): axon; plasma membrane
Molecular function (GO): protein binding
Source: RefSeq, a predicted model, not a curated record